CCCUUCUUUCCACAUAAACCAGAAAAAAGAGGCAGAAUGGAAGCCUUCCUCUCAUAUCUACUUCCGAUGGUAAUCCUCUUGGCCUCACUCUUUCUCAUCUCCCGCGCCAAGAAUCGCUACAAGGGCAACUCUAAUCUCCCACCGGGCACGACCGGGUGGCCCGUAGUGGGAGAAAGCGCAAAGUUUGCGUUGUUGGGCCCCGAGAAGUACAUAAAUGGGAGAAUGGACGCGUGCUCCCCAGCGGUCUUCCAGACCUCCCUCUUGGGAGAGAAAAUGGCGGUGUUUUGCGGACCUGCCGGGAACAAGUUCUUGUUCUCCAACGAAAACAAGCUUCUCACCUCAUGGUUGCCCCUCUCCAUGAGAAAGGCUUUGGUUUUCCCUUCUUUCGUCGAGAAAACCAAGGAAAACCUAGCCGCGUUGAAGCGCUCUUUCAUGCACGAAAUUCUCAAGCCGGAAGCCUUAAAACAUUACAUCCCGGUAAUGGACUCCAUGGCGAAAUCGCACAUAGAGGAGAAAUGGUCUCCGAAUAGAGAAGUCAAGGUUUUUCCUUUGUCAAAGAAGUAUACAUUUGAUUUGGCAUGCCACUUGUUCUUAAACAUCGACGAUCCUGAGCACAUUAAGAGGCUAUAUGAUCCCUUCCACUUGGUGAUAUCCGGUCUGCUCUCCGUGCCAAUUGAUUUGCCCGGUACUGCUUACAACCGCGCCAUCAAAGGGGGGGAAAUCAUUCGGAAUGAGCUUCUGUCGAUAGUCAGGCAGAGGGAAAAGGAAUUGUCGGAGAACAAGGAUUCGAUUUCUAAAAACGAUCUUUUGUCUCGAAUGCUUCUUGCCGUGGACGACGAAAACGACAAGUUGAUGAACGAGAUGGAUGUUUCGAAUAACAUCAUAGGGUUGCUCGUUGCUAGCUAUGACACUACUAGUUCAUCACUCACCAUGGUCUUGAACUAUCUUGCAGAGCUUCCCCAUAUCUAUGAAGAGGUUUUGAGAGAGCAAAUGGAGAUUGCAAGAUCAAAAAAACCAGGAGAGUUGCUGACAUGGGAAGACAUUGAGAAGAUGAAGUAUACAUGGAAUGUGGCACGUGAAGCAAUGAGGCUAUCACCACCUGCUCAAGGUGCGUUUAGAGCGGUCGCAACCGAUUUCACAUAUGCCGGUUUCACUAUUCCAAAGGGAUGGAAGACAUUUUGGACAGUAUACUCAACACACAAGAAUCCCAAAUACUUUCCGGAGCCAGAAAAAUUCGAUCCAUCAAGAUUCGAAGGAAGCGGGCCUGCGCCAUAUACGUACGUACCCUUUGGGGGAGGGCCGCGAAUGUGCCCCGGGAGAGAAUACGCACGGCUGGAGAUUCUUGUUUUCGUGCAUAAUGUGGUGACAAAAUUCAAGAUGCAGAAAGCAAUUCCUAAUGAGAAGAUCGUAUACCAGUCCUCCCCGUUUCCAACCAAAGGUGUCCCGGUUUGCCUUCAGCCCCAUGAAACUUAAUCCUCCUAUUUGUUGAUUAGCUCUUGUAUUGUUCUUAUUAAUACAAAAUAAAGUUUGACUUACUUCAGUAAUCUUUCUUAAAUUAAUAACUUCAUUGAUAUUUGAAGCCCAAUUU
Molecule: messenger RNA, 1588 nt
Organism: Rhododendron vialii
Lineage: Eukaryota; Viridiplantae; Streptophyta; Magnoliopsida; Ericales; Ericaceae
Product: beta-amyrin 6-beta-monooxygenase-like
Exons: 3
Coding region: 37-1473 (478 amino acids)
Biological process (GO): sterol metabolic process
Molecular function (GO): heme binding; iron ion binding; oxidoreductase activity, acting on paired donors, with incorporation or reduction of molecular oxygen
Source: RefSeq, a predicted model, not a curated record